AUGUCGGCUAGUGAGUCCCGCCCAGAAGGCAACCAGGGAUUACGCGCGUCGCCAAGCACGGCGUACGGCGAAAAGCGAUCCAAGCACAAGAAGCGCAAGAAGUCGGCGAAGCGCGAAGACGUCAAACAAGACGUCGACGAAGCGCCCAGACCAGCCCAGUCGCCGGCCCCGGCGGCAGACAGCUUGGAAAGCCCAGCGGCAUGCGUCGAGCUUCCCAAGGACGCAGAGAAAAUUCCGGCGUCGACCGAGCGCCAGCGGCCGGAAGAGGAGAAGCGCUUCUCAUCGGCGAGGUGUCCCUCGGCCUUCCGUCGCGUGGUCGGGAGGCUGACCAUGCCACUCGAGAAGUUGCAAGUGCCUACCAGCGCGUACAAGGACGUGAAGCCAUGCGCCGAGCCAGCAGAGACGUCCGAGGUUUUCGUACGAACAAGCGAAAACACCGCCUCCGCAACCAGGAGGAAGUCAUCAGUCCGCUUUGGCGCAACAACCCUUCAAGCGAUCACGCCCACCAACUUCACCAGGAGCACGUCGGCCGACCGCAGGCUCGGGUGGCGAACAACGGGCGUGCUCAUCGCCUUCGCCAUCGUGGCGGCGGCAUCGCUCGGCGUUUUCCUCGCCGUUUACGUACUGCACUCUCGAAAGCACCUAAUAGAGCACUGCGCCAGCGUCGAGUGCAAGUUCGCCGUCGAAGACAUGAUAUCGCACGUGGACCCUCACGUCAGCCCGUGCGAUGACUUCUACCUACACGUGUGCGGCAAAGCGGGCGACAAGACCUUCGGCGGCGCCGACCUGAUGGCGCGGGCGCUCGACGACGUGCUCAUUUCGGUUCAGAGGGUUCUCCGCAGUCGCAAGAGCAAGGACCACAGUAAGCAUCCGGGUCUCGCGCAACUGGCGACCACGUUCACCUCUUGCUACGCGUUCGCCAUUUCGACCAAGGCACUCGCCGACGCGCCUCUCGCGGAGGCCAUAGCCGACGAGACGGACAUCCUUGGGGCAACCGACGUCGCGUCUGUCCUGCGACGCGUUAUCCGGCUGUCACUUAGAAAAGGUAUCUCCACCCUGUUUACCGCGAGCGGCGUCAUAUACCUGGGUGACCUAGCCCUGCACGUGUCGCGCGGGAAAUCGUUCAGCGAGAAGCUGGCCCAGCCAACCGACGGCGCGGCGGGGCGGGAGUUGGUAACGCGGCUUUUCGAUCGCGCGUUCGCAAACACACCGAGCGUUCGGAAGCUCGACGCCAAUGACACCGUGCGGCGUCUAUUGGAAUUUGACAGGGCUCUCUCGUCGGAAAACAGCUACGCCAGAGACGAAGAAAUGUGCGGCGAUUCGAAGACCGAGUUUGUGACGCAGUACGUCGGUGGCCGCGACUGGCUACGUUUCGUGAACUCCCUUUUGCCGGAAAACUCGCAGCUGAAGGAGGCGUCACUCGUGCUCGUUUCCGAGGCGGACAGGAUAAAGAAGGCCGCAGAUGAACUCCGCAAGAAGAUCGACUUGGGAGUCAUAUACAUCUUGUUCCACGUUGCAAUGGAGAUUGGACGCUUUUACAUCGUUCCACUGAGCAAAGUGACAAGAACAUGUUUGCGAAUGGCGCAAGAGAUUUUACCACCGUCGGUGUCAAACGUCUUCCACAACUUGACGACCACCGCGAACUCGGACCCAUCGAGAGCUGGCGCCAUUUUCAUCGGCAUUCGGGAAGUCUUCGCAAAGCACCCGCUGAUGUUGUUGGGCAUAAGCGAAGGCGAAGAGAAGAAAGCGGCUUCCUUCCUCGGCAGCGUCACCUUGCGCGCCCAAGAGACGACGGUCAGCGCGUGGCCCAACGGGUCGGGCUGGCAGCCUCACGAAGCCGCCGACUCCCUGCCUGCCGCCUUCCCCAGGAUGCAUGUCGUCCUGAAGGCGCGCGAAGCCCUAAGGCGCCUCAACGACCCGCCUUCCGUGGGACAGGUGACCUUCAGCGGCCACGAGCUGACCAACGACGUCGUCUAUUCGCGACUGCUGAACGAGGUCUUCCUUCCGGCGUCCCUUAGACGCUCGCCAGUUCUGUAUUCGGGCCAAGUUCCCACGGAGUUCAACAUGGGCACCGUCGGCGUUCUGCUGGCGACGCAAGUGUUCCACGCCAACGAGCCGUCGGAGAACGACCUCCACGACUGGUACGACCAAAACGCGGGCGCCUUCGGUCGCUGCAUGAGGGAGUCGAAACCGACUGCGAUUGCCUGGCAAUUCAACGCGCUGCCGGAUAACCGAUUGCUCGAGCUGUUCACCCUGGCCUACUCGGUCAAGGUCGCUCACAGGGCUGUCAGGGAGCACUACGAUGGCUACGACCGCCACGCGAGCAACUUCGACGACGUGUUGAGAAAGGCGCAGCGCACUUUCUUCCGCAGGUUCUGUCUGCUGUCGUGCGGCGACAGCGUGCAGAACGAAACCAGCGAAUCACGACUCGCCUGCCUCGUGCCCGUCCUCAACAUGCCCGAGUUCUACGAGGCCUUCGGCUGCCCACUCAACAAGGGCGCCGAGGGACGAUGCGCGCCCUUAUCGUAGAAGGCACCAGAAUUGCCUAAUAAUGACAGUAAUACGAAUGUACAAGACCGAACCUGGUUGUAGCCGUUCUCGCCGCCCUCAGUUUCUCGUCGGACUGAUUUUGUUAACGAUAUACUUCACAACGCUGAGUGAGGAUCACGCUGUGGAAAACAGCAAUAUUCCAAAGCACCUGCGGUGAUGCAGGGACCUCUGUUUAGCGCUAUAGUCCUUAACCGGAUGUUACGAUGACUUUGUGC
Messenger RNA from Dermacentor silvarum, 2765 nucleotides. RefSeq lists its product as uncharacterized. Lineage: Eukaryota; Metazoa; Arthropoda; Arachnida; Ixodida; Ixodidae. The record is from RefSeq and is a predicted model, not a curated record. The transcript is spliced from 4 exons. Gene Ontology annotation, biological process: protein processing. Gene Ontology annotation, cellular component: plasma membrane. The coding region runs from base 1 to 2529 and encodes 842 amino acids. Gene Ontology annotation, molecular function: metalloendopeptidase activity.